AUUUUCACUCAAAAUAAAUAAAAAACCUUCUCGCAUCUUCCUCGUACUCAGAGAGAGGACGACGGUGGUGAUGAUGAUCAUCAAAAGCUUUUGAACAAAUUAAAAACACUAUAAAAAAAACACAAAAAGAAAAAGAAAAAAAUCUUUGUAUAUACUUAAAAAAGAACAGAGUAAAAAAUGAACGACUUAUUCUCAAAUUCAUUCAAGAAGAAUCAGGCUCAGUUGGGCGAUGUCGAGGCAGGUCAAGAAACGAUGAAUCUCGACAAAUUCUUCGAGGAUGUGGAGAAUGUGAAGGAUGACAUGAAAGGAGUCGAGAGUCUUUACAAGAAGCUUCAAGACUCGAACGAAGAAUGCAAGACGGUGCACAAUGCCAAGAAGGUGAAGGAGCUACGAGCUAAGAUGGAUGGAGACGUAGCACAGGUCCUUAAGAGAGUCAAAAUCAUCAAGCAGAAGCUCGAAGCCUUAGAGAAAGCGAACGCUAAUAGCCGUAAUGUCCCGGGUUGUGGACCCGGUUCGUCUACGGACAGGACUCGGUCGUCUGUGGUUAGCGGUCUCGGGAAGAAACUCAAGGACUUGAUGGAUAGUUUCCAAGGUCUACGUGCUCGUAUGAACGCUGAGUAUAAGGAAACCGUAGAGCGCAGAUAUUUCACAGUAACAGGAGAAAAAGCGGACGAGCAAACAAUCGAUAACUUGAUUGAGAGCGGUGAGAGCGAAAAUUUUCUCCAAAAAGCGAUUCAAGAGCAAGGAAGAGGUCAGAUCAUGGACACGAUAUCCGAGAUCCAAGAAAGACACGACGCAGUGAAGGAGAUUGAGAAGAAUCUACUCGAGCUGCACCAAGUUUUCUUGGACAUGGCAGCGCUAGUGGAAGCGCAAGGGCAACAGUUAAACAACAUAGAGAGCCAUGUGGCGAAGGCGAGCUCGUUUGUGAGAAGAGGGACGGAUCAGCUUCAAGACGCAAGGGAGUACCAAAAGAGCUCGAGGAAAUGGACUUGUUACGCCAUCAUUCUCUUCAUCGUCAUUUUUAUCCUCCUUCUUAUUCCCGCUCUGCCCCAUAUUAUGCUUAUGUUGAAGUGAGGUUGCUAGAGAGUUUGAUCUUGAUUCCCAAAAUCAUCCCUUUCGCUUAUUCUUUCUUCUUCUUCUUUUUGCUUUAUGGGAUGGGAUAGUUAGAUUUCGGUGAAACCAUGGAAAAGAAUUUGUAGAAAAAGCUUUGAAACACCUGUUCGUUAUUACUAAUGUAAAUCUUUUAUGACAUCCUGAGUUUUGGAUCCAUUAUCUUCAUUUUAGUGCUUAAUGUGACAACGUUGUGUAUAUAUGUUACAAAGAGGCAUAUGCAUUGUAAUUUUAAUACCUGCCUUCCUUU
Molecule: messenger RNA, 1360 nt
Organism: Thlaspi arvense
Lineage: Eukaryota; Viridiplantae; Streptophyta; Magnoliopsida; Brassicales; Brassicaceae
Source: the annotation of a GenBank genome assembly